Fusarium coffeatum is the source of this 543-nucleotide messenger RNA. RefSeq lists its product as uncharacterized. The record is from RefSeq and is a predicted model, not a curated record. The transcript has 2 exons. Lineage: Eukaryota; Fungi; Ascomycota; Sordariomycetes; Hypocreales; Nectriaceae. Bases 1 to 543 code for a protein of 180 amino acids.
AUGCCUUCUUUCACCACCAUCGUCACCCUCCUCGCUGGCUCCGCCAUCGUCAACGCCGCCGCAGUCCCUACCGAGCAGCACCUCACCACCACCACCCUCCACACCCGUGAGCUUGCCAAGCGCGAGCCCGUCACCGCCGCCAUUCUCACCGCAGCUGGUACUGCGGCCGUCACUGCCAUCGUCAACGAAGCCGUAAAGGCGGCCGUUGGUUUCAUCGGCGACAUCUCCAACUUUGACGCUGGUCGUGAGGCCUUUACUGUGCAGACCACUGAGGCUAUGAUGGCCAACAACCCCGAUCCUGAGCGAUUCCAGGCUGCUGCUUGUUACAACCAGGGUUUCUCGGUUGCUGAUCCUGCCAACAUUGAUGGACAGUCUUCUGUUGAGUUUAGCCUUGGUAUUCUCAACACUGAUUAUGAGUGCAUGUACAUUGCUGCUCCUAACCAGUUCUUCACUGAGGGUGAUGGUGGUUUGAUCAACCUUUCUUUCACUCACACCGACCGAUGCACCUUCGACCAGGAGACUGCUGAUCUCACUUGUGUUUAA